AUGAAUGUUCUAUUUUUAGUAUCCGAUGAUUUACGGCCGCAACUUGGCUCAUAUGCAAAAGACAGUUACCCUCCGUAUGUGUCUCCAAAAAUGUAUACACCAAAUCUUGAUUCUCUAGCUUCUAGGAGCUUAGUGUUGGAACGUGCCUACGUCCAACAAGCACUCUGUGGACCAAGUCGCGCAUCGCUACUAACUGGGCGUAGACCAGACACAACACAUGUCUAUCAAUGCGGACGUUAUUUUAGAGAAAAAGGAGGUAAUUUUACAACAAUACCACAGUAUUUUAAAAUGAAUGGAUACAGGUCAAUAGGAAUGGGUAAAGUAUUUCACAGUAAAGGUAAAAACUCAGGAGGAGAUGAUCCGGUAUCAUGGUCUGAACCUUAUUUUCAUGGGAUUCCUAACUAUGAAGAGAUUGGAAACAGUUGGGCAGCGAUACCAGAUAAAGAAUUACACUCCAAACCUUUACUAGACGACCAGACAGCAAAACAUGCAAUAGUUACCCUGCGAAAGCUUGCCACUGAUGUGAACACUGAUAAACGACCAUUUUUCUUGGCUGUCGGAUUUAGAAGACCUCACUUACCGUUUGUUUUCCCGAAAUCUUUUUUGAAAUAUUAUCCGGAUGUACACCUGCCAGAUAACCCUAAUCCGCCGUACAAUAUGCCCAGUGUAGCAUGGAACAGCUUUGGGAGGUUCACGAAUUAUAUCGAUGUAAAAUAUACGGGCCCUCGAAGCAAAGCAAAGCUUACUAAGGAAUCAACUUUGUCUCUACGCCGCGCUUAUUACAGCUCUGUGACCUGGGUGGACCAUCUAAUUGGCAAUAUUUUGCAAGAGUUAGACGAUCUUGGUUUAUCAAAUAAUACAAUAAUCUCCUUUAUUGGUGACCAUGGAUAUCAGCUUGGUGAGCACGGGGAAUGGGGAAAGCAAACAAACUUUGAAUUAUCUAAUCAUGCACCAAUGAUGCUACAUAUCCCAGGAAAAACAAAUCAAGGAAUAAGAAGUAAAUCUCUAGUGGAGUUUGUGGACUUAUUUCCUACGUUGGUAGAUUCUGUGGGGCUAAAACAGUUACCACUGUGCCCUCAACAUUCAGCAAACAUAGAAUCGUGCCGCGAAGGUAUAAGUUUUUUACCUUUAAUAAACGAACCAACUAAACCAAUAAGAGAAGCUGCUUUCUCACAGUAUCCCCGUCAAAACUACAUGGGAUAUUCUAUAAAAACGGAUCGAUAUCGAUAUACAGAGUGGCCCGUAUUUGAUAAUAUAAAGUUUAAACCAAAAUGGUCAAAAUCUCCGAGAAUAGAGCUGUACGAUCAUAAAUUAGACCCGGAAGAGAACAGAAAUCGUGCAUUUGAUAAAAGUUAUGACCUUAUAAAACAAAGACUGAGUAAAAUACUCCGAGAAGGGUGGAAACGAAGUUUAAUUAACUCAUUGGAUGUGACUGAAAACAAAACACAUGACGUGUUGGAACAUUAUCAUAACAAUAAAAAACCGACAAUAACUUAUUAUUUGAUAUUUGGGAAUAUGAGUUUCUUUAUAGUGAUGAUAAUGAUUUUCUGGAAAUGGGUUACUCAUAGAUAG
This is a messenger RNA of Ruditapes philippinarum (Manila clam), 1572 nucleotides long. Its product is annotated as iduronate 2-sulfatase-like. Bases 1 to 1572 code for a protein of 523 amino acids. The record is from RefSeq and is a predicted model, not a curated record. Gene Ontology annotation, molecular function: iduronate-2-sulfatase activity. Lineage: Eukaryota; Metazoa; Mollusca; Bivalvia; Venerida; Veneridae. The transcript has a single exon.